Molecule: messenger RNA, 8062 nt
Organism: Esox lucius (northern pike)
Lineage: Eukaryota; Metazoa; Chordata; Actinopteri; Esociformes; Esocidae
Gene: fyco1a
Product: FYVE and coiled-coil domain autophagy adaptor 1a
Exons: 18
Coding region: 119-4660 (1513 amino acids)
Biological process (GO): positive regulation of autophagosome maturation; plus-end-directed vesicle transport along microtubule
Cellular component (GO): late endosome; autophagosome; lysosome
Molecular function (GO): metal ion binding
Source: RefSeq, a predicted model, not a curated record
UGCUCACAAGACGUAAGCAGAUUGUGUGUGGAUGUAAAUUAUCAGGAUUUUUAUGGAUCGCCCCGUUUAAACAGACUGUUUGACCCCGUGACCUGUUCGUCGUGGAGCCAGUCGGACCAUGGCUGCCAGUGUGGCGGUGGGGGAGAGCCAGCUACAGAGGAUUAUCAGAGAUCUACAUGAUGCAGUUGCUGAGCUCACUAAAGAGUACAGGGAGAAUGGGGAGCCAAUCACUGACGAUAGUGUCAAUCUGCACAAGUUCUCCUACAAACUGGAAUACCUGCUGCAGUUUGACCAGAAGGAGAAAACAACAUUUCUUGGCACCAGAAAAGACUACUGGGAUUAUUUCAGCGACUGUCUGGCCAAGAUUAAAGGAGCCAAUGAUGGUAUACGCUUUGUGAAAUCCAUUCCAGAGCUGAAGACUUCUCUGGGAAAAGGCAGAGCUUUCAUUCGCUACUCCCUGGUGCACCAGCGACUGGCUGACACCCUGCAGCAGUGCCUAAUGAACCAGAGGGUUACCAGUGACUGGUACUACGCUCGCAGCCCUUUGCUGAAGUCCCAUCUCAGCGUCGACAUCAUUAACCACCUGUAUGAGCUCAACGAGGUCCAGUUUGAUGUGGCCUCCAGGGGUCACGACCUUGACUCAUCCUGGCCCACCUUUGCAAGGAGGACCCUGGGCACACCCAACUCACCUGGCCACAUGUGGAAACCACCUAGUCGCAGCUCCAGCAUUAACAGUCUGGCCAGCACAUACUCUCAGCAAGCGCAAGAUUUCCAUGGCAGCCCAGACUAUGGGCCUGGCAUGCUGAGUGAGCUGAACGAGUCAUUGCCUUCGGGCGUGGAGGUGAGCAUGUUGGACGAGCUCCGUCUAGAACUGGACCGGUCUGAGCUGAAGCAGCGGGAACUCCUGGACAAGGUGCGUCAGAUGGGGGAGGAGGGCGCCGAGCUACGGGGUGUGGUGGUGGAGCUCCAGAGGCAGCUGGACGUGUCACUGACCGCCCAGGAGGAACACCAGGGGCUCCAAGGGGCCCUGAAAGCCUUGGAGGCACGGGAAGUGGCCUUGUCCCGUGAGCUGGAGGCCCUGAGGACUGGAGAGAAAGCUAAAGAGGCAAACCAGUGCCACCUCCAGGAGAAGCUGGCAGCUGCUGAGGCGAAGAAUGUGGACCUGAUGGCAAAACUGGAUGCAGUGUUGAAUGAAAAGGGCCAGCAGGCAACUAGCUACUUUGACUCAGCACAGAAGAUCCACGAGCUGCUGGACAGACUGAAGGAAGCAGAAAGGGGGAAGACGGAGGCUCUGGCAGAGGGAGAAGAUAGAAGGAGGCAGGCUGACAGACUGGCAGACGAGCUGAGAGUCAAGGAGGUGGCAGCAAGGGAGGACAGAGCAAAACUGGAAGCUCUGUCAAAGUCUGCUUCAGAGGAGAAAGCUAGCUUUGCAGAGCGUGUGGAGGAGCAGCGCAACACCGUUGACAAGCUGCAGGGGGCCUUGAGUUUGAGAGAGAAGGAGGCCAGCAACUUGUUGAGGCAACUGCAGGACAUGCAGGGAACUCUGGAGGAGAAGGAGAGACAGGCAGAUGAUGCCAGUAAGAGGGCGCAGGAGGAUAAAGAGGAGAUACAGGGAAACAUGGAGAAUCUGAAAGAGACCUUGGAUGCGGAACUUCUUCACUUGAAGGAGCAGUUAAAAACCAGAGAAGCGGAGCUGCUCACCAGCACCCAGAGGCUCCAACAUCUGGAAGUCCAGAACCAAAGCCUGACCAUGGAAAGGGACGGCCUAAGGGCCAACCUUUCCGAGCUGGAGUCCGGCAUCAGGGAGCAAGCCAAUAAGAUAGAAGAGUACAAGACCCAAUGCACCAACCUGAUGGAGCUGAACGGGAAGUUGCUGGUCACCGUAAAGAGAAAUGAGGAACUGACGAAGGAGCUGGCGGAGAGCCGGGCAGCCCUGGACGGUGAGGUGGCUGCUCUGAGGGCCUCAGACAAGCAGCUGAGGGGCCAGCUGGACGACGCCAAGGUGACCGUGGAUGAAAAAGACCGGAGGCUGCGCGAGGAGAACCGGGCCUUAGACGAAAGUCUGCAGAGGGCAGCCUUGGCCGCCGAGGUCUCAGAUGCUGCCGCCAAACGUCUGGAACAAGAUAACCACGCCUUGAGGGAGGAGCAGAACACGGUUAGGGCAGCACUGAGCUCCAUGCAGGAGGAACUGAAGUCCAUCCAUGGACAGAUUGGAGAGCUGGAGAAGAGCUUGGCCGCAUCUCGCAGAAGUGAGGCCGGUCUGCAGGAGAAGCUAAAAGACAGGGAGGCCCAGCUGGAGAACAAGGAGAGGAGCUGUGCAGAGCUCCACGCCAGGGUGGAGGCCCUGGAGGCCAAAGGCAGAGCACUAGAGAAGGCCAAGGCUGAUGCGGAAAAAGCCUGCACCAAAAAGACUAAGCAGAUAGAGAGAGUCACCACUGAGAAGCAAACGUUUGAGAGAGCCCAGCUAGAGAGGAUUUCUGUCCAGGCCAAGGAGAGUCAGGAGAUGGUUGCCAAGGUGACGAUGAUGGAAGGCCAGCUGGAGGUGAACGUAAAGGAGGUGUCCAGGCUCCAAGCUGAAGUGCUGGAUUUGAGGGUGCAACUGAAGACCUCUGGGGAGGACAGGAUGAGAAGCCAGGCCCAGCUGGAUGUGACAGAGUCCCAGAGAGAUGAACUCAGGACCCUAACAGAGCAGCUUAAAGCUCAGAUGCAGGAGCUUACCCAGAUGCACGUGGCUGAGCUCAUGCAGUGCAAAGAGAGGGAAGAGGCUCUGAGCAAGGAGCGUGAGCAGGAGGCAGCAGCCCGGGCCAAGUUGGCUUCUGCAGAGGCCUUCACCAGGGAAGAGCUGGUUGCACUCAAGGCCCAGAACGAGAGGUUGGCCAUGGAGAACGCUGAGACACGUGAGGGACUCCAUCGAGCUAAUACAGAGAUGGCAGAACUGGGGAUGACCAUCUGCAGACUGACUGCAGAAAAGGAGGAGGCCAAGGAAGGCUGGGAGGUGGAGGCAGGAAGGAUAGGAGAGGUGGAGGAGAGGACGGCCAGGGAGCUGGAGCGGCUGGAGGCCUGCAUGGCCGCAGUGCGUCAGGAGAACGCCAGCCUGAGAGAUGAGCUCAGGCAGUCUGAGAACCUUCCGGCAGCCAUGCUUGAGCUCCAGGACAAGUUGGAGAAAGCAGAGGGCCAGGUGAGGAACCUACAGGAAUCCAGUCGGGAGGAGAUUGAGGCGGUGAAGUUCCAGAUGAGCUCAGAAAGCAUGAAUCAUCAGAACCAAAUUAAGAACCUAAAUGAUGAACUGGGGAUAUUGAAAGUCCAGCUGCCUAAAGAGCAGGAGAAAGUUUCUAGUCUGGAGGUGAAGGUUGCUGAGUUAGAGAGGGCGAAUGAGGAGUACUCACAGCUGAUUGUAGAGAAGGAUGCUCACAUCACAAAGACGGAAGCAGCCAUUCGUCAGACUGAGGAAGAGAUUCAGCAACUGAGACAAUCGGUCACCAGUGCAGAGGAAGCUCUUGCAGCGGUACAGGCAGUCCGUGAGGAGCUUAAGCAGAAACUGGAGCAGGCCGAGGUUGAGAAGCAUAAUCAUUACCUCAGGACGACCGCAGAGAUUGAUGACCUCUACCGAACCAAAAGUACCCUAGAAGAGCGCCUCAUUGAACUGAUCAAGGAUAAGGAUGUUCUGUGGCAGAAGUCAGACGCGCUGGAGUUUGAGCAGAAGCUGCGGGCAGAGGAACGCUGGCUGCAGGACAGAGAGACCACCCACUGCCUGGGCUGCCAGGGCCAGUUCACCUGGUGGCUUCGCCGGCACCACUGCAGGCUGUGCGGUCGCAUCUUCUGCUACUACUGCAGCAACCACUUUGUAAAGACAAAGCACAGCGGGAAGAAGGAGCGUUGCUGCAGGGAGUGUUACACCCAGCACAGCGCCAUUGUGGAGAGGUUCACUGAGGGCGAGCUGAGCCCCUCCGAAAUCGAGCCUCCUCCCCCUAGAGUUGGGCCACACCCGCCCCCUGAACCUGCCCCCUACAUUCCCACUCCCCGGGUUACAGUAUCGGAUCCUGGAACGAAGUCUGAAGACGGGGCCUAUGACAUCAUCACAGAGGAGGAAGUGAAUGGCAUUUACGACAGCGACUCACUGUCUCAAGCCACCGCGGGUUCACUAGAGGGGGACCAGGACAUACGGCCAAACACAAGCACAGGAGACAUGACCCCAGAGGACCCGGAUGAGAAUGUGCCCACUGUGCAGGACGCAGAGAUCGCCCUUCUCAAGUCUGGAGAAGUCACGCUGGUUGUCCCUCUCAGCAUGGAUGAUAUUUCUCAGUUUGGUGACAGAUCCCGGGAGCUCUUUGUCAAGUCCAGUUGCUACAGCGUGAUCACCAUUGCGGUGGUUGACUGUGGCCCCACUGUAAGUUGGGUGUUCUCCUCAGAGCCCAAGAGCAUCGCGUUCAGUGUUGUGUACCGCGAGAACACCAACGUCACCGUGGGACAAUCCAAGGUGCUGAUCCCUCUGACCCGAUGCAACUCCCACAGAGAGACCAUUCAAGGCCAGCUGAAAGUCCGGAACCCUGGUAUCUACACACUCAUCUUUGACAACUCUUUCUCAAGGUUCAUCUCAAAGAAGGUCCUGUAUCACUUGACAAUUGAGAAGCCAAUAAUUUACGAUGGAAGUGAUUCGUAAGCCUGCAUAAUGGAUUAUGAGGGUAAAAGUUAUAGGUAUCCACAGUGUAAAUUGUCUUUUACCAGUAGUUAAAACAACAAACAGGAAUGUAUUUGUUUUGGGAUGACCCAUCAUGUAUUUUAGUCCAAGUUCUGUAUUUGUAGGAUAACUACAUUUUUAACACUAGUGUUUUCUUUUUUUGAAGGGAGUUGGUUUGGUUAUGUUAGUUUAACUACUGGUUAUGUUAGGUUAACGAUUGGUUGUGUUAGGUUAACUAAAGACUACAGAUCAGGUGGAAUGUUUUGACCUAAUGGACUGUGAUUAUGUAUGACAAACACAGGAAGACCAGUAAUUCCAAAAACAAAUCUCAAAAACUUCUGAGGAGCUCAAAUGGUAACCUUACCAACUACACUGUGAUCUUGUUAAACACAGAUGAGGUGAUUGUACACACUACAUACGAUUACAACAUCUUUAUAAAAUGUUCUCUAAUGGCCCAUCGCUUUGUCCACAAGUGAGGUGACCAUUACUGAGCAGCUUGGUACAUUUUAACAACCAAAUGCUGUAGGCAAUACUCUAUAUAAUAUCAUCAGAUUUAUGAUCAAGAGGGGGGAGAUUACUGUUAGAAAAACAAGUAUAGCUACCCUACAAAGUGUUCAAAGGAAAAUUUGACUUUACGGUUGUCUCUAUUGCUGUCUGACUGAAAGGAAGUGAGGACUUAAGUCACCAGGCAGUAAUUCAUGGGAUUGAAAGCUUUGCAACCAAUUUCUUGUCAGUGGGAGAUUUUGAAGUUUAAUCUGUAAGUGAAUUGAACUCAGACUCAAGGGUUGUACCAUAAAAGAGCUUUCUCUUCAAUCAUUGGUAGACUUUCUACUUGUUCUGUGUUUUCUUUUUUUAGAUGACUGCCAUCUGAUGUUGUUUAAAGAAAUUAAUUUGAAAAUAAUUUUGUUGCAAAAGACAAUGUUUAAUUACUCAUGGAUACAGUCUGUAGCUUAUGGUUAACAGAAUGUUAUUUACUUCCCAUUUUGGGCUGAAUGUGUAAUAUGUGGUUUGUAUGUGCAUGAUUCAUAAGUAGAAUCACUAUCAUACCUCAGUCAGUCAUGAUCCUCCAAGUUUCAAAGCAAAUGGUUUUAAAAGCAUAAUCGGCAUGACACACUAUUUCGGGGACACCUUUUGUCUGGACUUUUACAACCAGCGGGCAGAAGUCUUAAACUGAAUUUUUUAUGUAUUUGUUAUUAACUGUCACAGUAAUAUUAUUGCAUUAUUCCAGGGUUUGUAUUAUAUUACGACACAUGGUUACAAUUUUUGGGAGUCCCGAAUUCUGUCCGAAGAUGUUCUAUAGCUACUAAUACUAUCAACACAAUUUCAUCUAACUAUCUGUUGAUAAGCAACUGGUUGCUAAGUUUAGGUUUCAGAUUUGGUGUAGAUUAACAUUUAGGGUAAGGGAUAGGAUAAAGGUUUGGGUAAGGGAUAGGAUAAAGGUUUGGGUAAGGGAUAGGAUAAAGGUUUGGGUAAGGGAUAGGAUAAAGGUUUGGGUAAGGGUUAGGAUAAAGGUUAGGGUAAGGGUUAACCUAACUAGGGUUAGUAGAUAGUUAAAAUGUUACUGAUAGUAGAUAAUCUGUAGAGCAUCAACAGGCAUGCUUGUUACCCAUCAUACUAUCAAAUAACAUGAUACAUUUCAUCCACUAACAAAACAACUACCAAGUGCCAAAAUUUUGCCUAUAGGACUUUUUGGAUUACACAUGAAUUGCCCUGUGUAAAUUAAAACUUAAGAAUCAAUAUUGCUCAUUGUUUAAAAGAAAAUAGCAUUUUAAAUGUCUUUUGCAUUACCAAGUCUUGCUAUAAUAAUGUUUACUAAGACUGCUAUCUACAAAAUGUCCACUUUCAUGUUUAGGUUAUCUUCAAGGAAUGAUGCACAACCAUUUCAUCCAAUGCAUAAUGCUGGUUACCAUGACAAGUAUAUGUUUGCGAACCAAAAUAUAAUGCAAUAUACAACCAUUUAGUUUUUUACUGAGUUACAGUUCAUGUAAGAGAAUCAAUCAAAAAUGAAUUUAUUAGGCCUUAAUUUAUGGGUUUCACAUGACAGAAGUAAGUCUUUUGUGUAUAUGGAAGAUGAAAUCUUGGACCAACAUUUUACAAGUUUAUUUGUAUCUAUAGUUAUUCCAAUAUAUUUUGGGAUAAUAUGGAAUUGUGCAUAAACAAUUGAGCAGACCAACAAUAUGAAGUGAAGUGUACCUAUGAUAAAAAUGACAGACCUCUACAUGCUUUGUAAGUGGGAAAACCUGCAAAAUCGGCAGUUUAUCAAAUACUUGUUCUCCCCACUGUAGAUGCACUGUGUGGUGUUGGUUCGAUGGUUAAUGAGCUGAAAUUUGAAGUCCCAGAAAAUUUCCAUACACACAUUUUAGAGGCAUUUCUUGUCAUGUGAACUGUAAAUCAGUAAAAUCUUUGAAUUAGUUGCAUGUUGGGUUUAUAAUUUUAUUAACAUUAAGGAAAAUGAGAUGUUAUGUUUUAUUGUAAGGUAUUUUAGCAUGGUGUUACAGCCCUGUCUAUUAGAUGUGUAGGAUUGCUGUUUGUUGUUCAUAUAUAAGGGUCCUGAUGUAUUAGAAUUGUAUGCUGUCAGGUUUUCCAUUGGUACUAACCUUUAUAUUCAUCCCCUUUUUUCCCCUGGCAUUUUCAUGCUUUGUUUGACAGGAAAGUGGUAAAAGAUUUUUUGCUGAAGGCAGUGGUCUGGAUUCAAACCCGGGCUGCAGCAGUAAAUGCGCAUCAGAGGCAGCCUUUUAUUUCUCGAUUUAGUCUCUAGUAUAGCGAUGAAAUCGUAGUCAUGCCACUCUUUUUAUGAUACUGAAUAUUCUUAGUGAUCUGCAUUUUUCAUUAAUGAAGGAUGCUCCUGGGUGAAGUUUCCCUAUGGAUCAGGUCUGGGAUCAGCUUCCCCAUCUCUAAUCCUAUAGGGAAAUGCAAUACUGGCACACAGUCCGAUUCUAAGGGUUACUUCACCUUAACAGUGAUGAUAAAGAAGGGCUACACCUGGUGCUGUUUUGUAGAGAAUUGUUUUCCUAUUUUUAUAAGGAACAUCUUUGUAUUUUAUGAGUGAUCUAAAUUUGUGCAAUUUGUAUAGGAAUCCUCAUAUUUUCUCUAAAGUUUUGCACUUUUGGAAACAAGAGCAAUAUUAAUAAUUUACCAAGUCAAAAGAAUUAGUAUUUUGAAAGUAUUUUAAAUCAUGUUUGUUCUUAUGGUGUUUUUAAAAGAGAUUGUUCUUGACAAUAUCCCAUGUAUCUUUGAUUAACAGACUAAGUGCUUUGUUGAGUCUGCAACUGUCAUGUAAUCUCAGUGAAAUGCACAGGAAUCGGUUCUCUAUCUAUGCAAUCACUGUUCCAAUGAUUACUAUGCAUGUGAAGUUCAACAUUAAAAUAAAGGUUGUAAAUGAUG